CACAGUUCAGCUUCAGUUCGACGCAGACGCGCUGAAAUCGAAGCGGCCAUGUGCAAUAGAAGACCGACCGGUGAUGUAGCACGAAUAAUUUUGAGGUUUUCUCAAAAUAUUUGGAGCAAAUAAAGCCAUCAAUUAUUAGAGCAAACUCAAGAUGCACUUGUACAAUUUGACCCUUCAAAGGGCCACGGCGAUCUCCCACGCCGUGCACGGCAACUUUUCCGGGACGAAAACCCAGGAAAUCGUCAUAUCACGUGGCAAAAGCAUAGAACUGUUGAGACCCGACCCAAACACCGGCAAAGUGCACACACUACUUACGGUCGAAAUUUUCGGCAUCGUAAGGUCACUGAUGUCAUUCAGAUUAACAGGCGGCACAAAAGAUUACGUCGUCAUCGGUUCGGAUUCCGGCAGGAUAGUAAUUCUGGAGUACUUGCCGGCCAAAAACAUGUUCGAGAAAGUCCAUCAGGAAACCUUCGGCAAAUCGGGCGGAAGAAGGAUCGUGCCCGGGCAGUAUUUGGCUACGGAUCCCAGAGGCAGGGCUGUGAUGGUCGGCGCAAUUGAGAAACAAAAGCUGGCGUACAUCCUUAACAGGGAUGCCCAGGCCAGACUGACCAUCUCCUCGCCUCUUGAGGCUCACAAAAGUAACACGUUAGUGUAUCACAUGGUCGGCGUUGAUGUGGGGUAUGACAACCCCAUGUUUGCCUGUCUGGAAAUUGAUUACGAGGAGGCAGACUCGGAUCCAACAGGUGAGGCUGCACAAAAAACUCAACAGACACUUACGUUCUAUGAGUUGGAUCUUGGAGUUAACCACGUGGUUAGGAAGUACUCUGAGCCUUUGGAAGAACAUGCCAAUUUCUUAGUCACAGUGCCUGGUGGUGAUGAUGGACCAUCAGGAGUACUGAUUUGUUCUGAAAACUAUCUCACUUACAAAAACCUCGGUGACCAACAUGACAUUCGUUGUCCCAUUCCGAGGAGGCGUAAUGAUCUGGAUGAUCCAGAAAGAGGAAUGAUUUUUGUUUGCUCAGCCACCCACAAAACAAAGUCCAUGUUCUUCUUCCUUGCCCAAACUGAACAAGGAGAUAUAUUCAAAAUUACGUUGGAGACUGAAGACGAUAUGGUCACCGAAAUUAAAUUGAAAUACUUUGACACAGUCCCAGUGGCGACUGCCAUGUGUGUCCUCAAGACUGGAUUUUUAUUCGUUGCUUCAGAAUUUGGUAACCAUUAUUUAUAUCAAAUAGCCCACCUCGGUGACGACGACGACGAGCUGGAGUUCAGUUCGGCGAUGCCCCUGGAAGAAGGCGACACGUUCUUCUUCGCACCGAGGCCGCUGCGUAAUCUGGUCCUGGUCGACGAGAUGGAGUCGUUGUCGCCGAUAUUGUCGUCGCGGGUCGCCGACUUGGCUGGCGAGGACACGCCCCAGUUGUACAUGCUGUGCGGCAGAGGUCCAAGGUCGUCGCUGCGCGUGCUCAGACACGGUCUCGAGGUCUCCGAGAUGGCCGUGUCGGAAUUGCCCGGCAACCCGAACGCCGUGUGGACCGUGAAACGGAGAAGCGAUGAUGAGUAUGACGCCUACAUUAUUGUGUCAUUCAAAAAUGCCACGUUGGUUUUAUCUAUUGGAGAAACUGUGGAAGAAGUAACAGACAGUGGUUUCUUAGGAACCACACCUACUUUAUCCUGUUCAGCUUUAAAUGAUGAUGCCCUUGUACAGGUAUAUCCUGAUGGAAUAAGACACAUAUGUUCUGAUAAACGUGUUAACGAAUGGAAAGCUGGAAAGAAAACUAUAGUAAAAUGUGCUGUGAACCAAAGACAAGUUGUGAUUGCUCUAACUGGGGGAGAACUAGUUUAUUUUGAGAUGGAUCCUACUGGCCAGUUACACGAGUACAAAGAACGAAAAAGAAUGAAUUCGGACGUGGUGUGCAUGGCACUGGCAAACGUGCCCCAGGGUGAACAACGAUCAUGGUUUUUGGCGGUCGGAUUAGCGGACAGUACCGUGAGGAUUAUAUCCCUGGAUCCAAGUGACUGUUUGGCGCCUAGAUCGAUGCAACCGUUGCCGGUGUGUGCCGAAUCGUUGUGCAUUGUAGAAAUGGGAUGCACCGACAGAGAUCCCGACAACGCUGCCGCCGCCAGUACCACAAGUACCCUAUAUUUGAACAUUGGUCUUCAGAAUGGUGCCCUAUUGAGGACAGUAUUAGAUCCUGUUACUGGAGACUUAACUGAUACAAGAACCAGGUAUCUUGGUUCUAGACCUGUUAAGCUGUUUAGGAUACGAAUGCAACAAUCUGAGGCCGUUUUGGCAAUGAGCAGCCGAUCCUGGCUUAGCUACUACUAUCAAAGUCGCUUCUAUUUGACGCCUCUUUCUUAUGAAAGUCUCGAAUAUGCAUCCGGCUUUAGUUCGGAACAGUGCCCUGAGGGAAUUGUUGCGAUUUCAACCAACACCCUCAGGAUUUUGGCCUUGGAAAAAUUGGGCGCCGUUUUUAACCAAGUAUCGUUCCCCCUCAAAUAUACACCUAGGAAGUUCAUCAUUCAUCCAGAGUCCAACAAUAUCAUUGUCAUAGAGUCUGAACACAACGCCUACACUGAAGAAACGAAGAAGCAAAGGCGACUUCAGAUGGCCGAAGAAAUGAAAGAAGCCGCCAAUGAAGAAGAACAAGAACUGGCGAAAGAAAUGGCCGAAGCCUUUUUAAGUGAAGACCUUCCUGAAAGCAUAUUUUCCUCACCAAAGGCUGGCCACAGUAUGUGGGCUUCAACGUUGAGGAUGAUGGAUCCAGUACAGGGGAUAACGCAUAACAUGAUUAGUUUAGAACAAAACGAGGCGGCCAUGUCUAUUUGUCUGGUUAAGUUCCAUGGGCAACCUGAACAUCAAUGGUUUUUGAUUGUUGGAGUGGCAAAAGACUUCCAAUUGAAUCCCAGACAAUGUUCCUCAGGGUUCCUUGACACAUACAAAGUUGACGUAAUGGGUAGGGAAUUGAAGCUGGUUCACAGGACGCCUGUAGAUGAAGUGCCAAUGGCUCUUUGUUCAUACAAUGGAAGACUGUUGGCUGGAGUAGGAAGAAUGUUAAGGCUCUAUGAUAUGGGCAAGAAGAAACUGCUAAGGAAAUGUGAAAACAAGCAUAUCCCCAAUGCAAUUGUCAACAUCCAAGCCAUGGGUAAACGUAUUUUCGUCUCCGACGUUCAGGAGUCCGUCUUCAUGGUCAGAUACAAAAGAGCAGAGAAUCAGUUGAUUAUUUUUGCUGAUGACACACACCCAAGAUGGAUUACGUGUACCAACGUCUUGGAUUACGACACAGUCGCCACGGCAGACAAAUUCGGAAACAUCGCCAUCUUACGUUUGCCUCCCAAUGUUAGUGAUGAUGUGGAGGAAGACCCCACUGGUCACAAAGCCUUAUGGGACAGGGGGUUGCUUAAUGGGGCGUCCCAAAAAGCCGAUACUAUUGCUACAUUCCACGUGGGAGAGACUGUAACUUGGUUGCAGAAAGCAACGUUAAUUCCUGGAGGAUGGGAGUCUUUAAUCUACACCACACUUUCGGGAACAGUAGGGGUAUUGGUACCCUUCACAUCUCACGAAGACCACGAUUUCUUCCAGCACUUAGAAAUGCACAUGAGGAGCGAAAAUUCACCGCUCUGUGGGAGGGAUCAUUUAUCAUUUAGGAGUUAUUAUUAUCCAGUAAAGAAUGUAAUUGAUGGAGAUCUUUGUGAACAGUAUAACUCGCUGGAACCAGCGAAACAAAAAAGUAUUGCGGCUGAUUUAGACAGGACGCCAGCAGAAGUUUCCAAGAAACUUGAGGAUAUCAGAACCAGAUACGCUUUCUAAUUUUAAUUUAUUUUGUAUUGUAAUUUUUUUAUAAAUUUUGAAAUUGUGAUUUAUUUCGUUGUAUUUUUAUAAAUACUAAAAUAUCAGAAUUUU
Aethina tumida (small hive beetle) is the source of this 3901-nucleotide messenger RNA. It is a transcript of the gene Sf3b3, whose product is annotated as splicing factor 3B subunit 3-like. The record is from RefSeq and is a predicted model, not a curated record. Lineage: Eukaryota; Metazoa; Arthropoda; Insecta; Coleoptera; Nitidulidae. Gene Ontology annotation, biological process: mRNA splicing, via spliceosome. Gene Ontology annotation, cellular component: nucleus; U2 snRNP. Gene Ontology annotation, molecular function: protein binding; U2 snRNA binding. The coding region runs from base 152 to 3808 and encodes 1218 amino acids. The transcript is spliced from 8 exons.